AUGCUCACGGAACUACCAGCAGAGAUAAUUUACAAUAUUGCGCUUCACCUCCCGACGGUCAGUUGCUUGACCAACCUUGCUCAGACAUGCCAACAUCUCCAUAUGCUCAUCGCGGCCGAGGAUUCGCGGAUAUUCAGAGCCUUCUUGAAGACUCGCUUUCCUUGGAUAGAGACGCCUCCGUUUUGGCGUGAUGUUUCUCGCGCUCUGACAUCUCGAUCGCGAGCCCUCGACAAACAUGCGGUGGUAGGUCGGUUCGUCGUUCCGCCACGAGAUGCGAUCAAAGUUGGUUCCCACCGGGGCACGAGGGCGGACACUCCUACUCUUGGGUAUCGUCCUGCCAUUGACUCGUACGAGGUAUGGAACGGUGAUCUGUGGUCAGACCACAAGGAGGUUCUUGCCUGGGGUGCUGCGGAUGAGAUUGUCCUUCGUGUCAGACAGACUGGUUCCCAUCCGUUUGACAAAUGGGUUGUGUUCAAUGAUUUGGACCAUGUUAGCAGCUACGAUGAUAUUUGUGGUCUUCACCUUCUAAAGUCGGAUCGUUAUCUACAAGGCCCCGAUGACAAAGAGCAUCUGGUUUUCGGUCGUGUUCGUGGAGAGCUUCAUCACCUUUCAAUCUCGCCGGACGACGCAACCCAUGACUACGAGCAGGAGUUUGUGACGCAUGGAACUGAGCUUGAACGCAUCGACCUCAGCGAUAGUCCUGAGCCUAUUCUGGCUGCUCACUUUGAGAAUGGCUCCAUUGCCCUUUACCAUACUACGACGGAUGAGCCCGAGGUCCAUCCCUUUGCACGGCUCGGUCACGAGGGCCUCAUGCGUAACAAUUAUUCCAAAUUCCUGUCACCGACCCGGUUAGCAGUAAGCACAGGGCGCCUCGAGAACACAUUGUCCAUUUCCACGAUCACGCCCGAUAAUGUAUCACUAUAUCGGGAAAUCGGCUCCGAAUACCUGGGAUUUGAGGAACACGUUGGUUUAAAUCGGAAAACCAAUAUAGUCAAUGCGAUUGCACCGCUGACUGGGCAAGCUGGGGGAUCGGGUGAUGUUUUUCUAUCUUCAUGGGGCGAUAGGGCCGUCAGACUCCAUGAUCUUCGCACAGGUAAACCAUAUGAGGCUAUGUACAGAGACACAACGGAUGGCAACCCCAUAUAUUGUGUCCAUCCAUUUGGCCAUGACCGUUUUGCGGUUGGUGCAGGCGGCGAUGCGGUGCUCAAGUUCUUCGAUCUCCGUAUGCACAACCCUUACAACUAUCUGAAUGGAAGGUACCCGUCAUUCUCGCAUCCUAGCGACAAAUCCAACGAAGACAACUCGGACACAGACAAGAUUCAAGAUUCAAUAAGGUACCCACGGAAGGAUUUCUCUCUUUUUCUAUCCCAUCCGCCUCCGGGACUUAAACGUUCAAAUCGCGGGCGCUCCCGAGGCAACCCCACCUCCUACCGUGGCCCAAUCUACACCAUGUCUUCGCCAUCUGCACUAUCACCAACGAUCUACGCAGGUGUGGUAGACGGUGUUUUCCGCCUUGACUUUGCAUCCUCAGACGACCUUGCCAGCCCGUCUUUUCAAUGGUACGAGGAUAGCCUCGCAUUGGAUCUUAACAGCGCAUCUUCCGCCCCAGAUAGGGUUCUGGAACUCUCGGGAUACGAGCGUCCAGAAGCUGAUGAUCUCACUACUACUUCAAAGUUGAGAACUCAGCAACCAUUCUGGGCCAUUUCCAAUGAUGAUGCUCGGAAUGAAGUGGUUACGGGUUGGGAUCGAAGAUGGGAGAGAUUAGAUCAGGAAGCUCCUUGGAGGCGUCAUGAUUAG
Aspergillus glaucus CBS 516.65 is the source of this 1797-nucleotide messenger RNA. RefSeq lists its product as uncharacterized. Gene Ontology annotation, molecular function: protein binding. Lineage: Eukaryota; Fungi; Ascomycota; Eurotiomycetes; Eurotiales; Aspergillaceae. Bases 1 to 1797 code for a protein of 598 amino acids. The record is from RefSeq and is a predicted model, not a curated record. The transcript is spliced from 2 exons.